Wasmannia auropunctata (little fire ant) is the source of this 2904-nucleotide messenger RNA. Its product is annotated as choline/ethanolamine kinase. Gene Ontology annotation, cellular component: cytoplasm. Gene Ontology annotation, biological process: phosphatidylethanolamine biosynthetic process; CDP-choline pathway. The coding region runs from base 719 to 1855 and encodes 378 amino acids. Gene Ontology annotation, molecular function: ethanolamine kinase activity; choline kinase activity. The record is from RefSeq and is a predicted model, not a curated record. NCBI's taxonomy places the organism in Eukaryota, Metazoa, Arthropoda, Insecta, Hymenoptera, Formicidae. The transcript is spliced from 6 exons.
GCCUUGCGGAGCGGACGGCUGAUACCUAUGCGUCAUUCCGUGCGCGUCGAGCGAACCGGUGUUACGUGUCUUUCCGAGUAAUCUCGAGUCUGUAGGAAAAAAGUCCCGAGGAAGCUCUAUCGAAGCUGAGCGGUGUCGUCCCCCGAGUCAUAUCCAUUUUCCUUCCGUCUGUCUCUCUCUCUCUCACUCUCCACGAAACUUCGCUCAAAUAUAUCUGCAUAUUAUAUAUAUCACGAAAUUACUUCUCGCGAGGAGAGUUGAUCGCCGCCGAGUGUGUAUGUGUGUGUGUCAACGGACUUUCACGUCGACGGUGUAUGACACACCGGAGAUACCUGACGGCGCGUCGACCCUUCGCAAUCUCCGUCCCUUCCCAUUUCUCGUCUCGAUUCCUUCGACCUGUACGUGCCGUAUACGUCGUUAACAGCAACGGCCGCGAGAAGCUUAGAGAGUACCGGGACGCGAGAAUUAUAUAUACCCUGUGAUUGUCCACGUAUCGUUAUCUUAUCCGGCGCCGGGUAUCGUGACGACACGCACUGCAGCUCUCGCGAUCGCGCCGCCCGGUGUAAUAGUAAUUAGCGCUUAGGUGUGCGCCACGUCUGGGGAUUGCCGAGUGCCGCCGACACUCGCCUGUCGUUUUAUUAUCUCUCUUCCUCUCGCUGAGGCGACGAGCCAGUUGUUUCAGUUCGCCUCGCAGUCCGUCCGACAACGAGAUUUCGACAUGGGCAUCGAGGACAAGAUGUCUGAGAAGAAUCCGGAGAUGAGGGAAACCGCAGCGAGAAUCUGUCGAGAUUACUUGCACGGCGUAUGGAAACAUAUCACGGCGGAGAACAUCAUUCUCAAGCGCAUUAGUGGUGGUCUAAGCAAUUGGCUGUACAACGUCCAGCUGCCCGAAGAAACGGUCCCGGUCAGGGGCGAACCUCGUCAGGUUUUGUUACGUCUUUACGGGCAGGUGCACGGGGAGAGAGCCCUGGAGGGACUCAUCACCGAGUCCGUCAUCUUCACCUUGCUGUCCGAGAGGAGACUCGGUCCCAAGCUGCACGGCGUGUUCCCCGGCGGCCGUAUAGAGGAGUACAUACCGGCCCGACCGUUGCUCACGAAGGAACUGGCGGACACGACCCUGAGUCUGCUGAUCGCCGAGAAGAUGGGGCAGAUACACACGAUGCAGAUACCGAUCAGCAAGGAGCCCACGUGGAUAUGGGACACGAUGAACAACUGGCUCAUCACAGCGGCGGACAUUCUCGAGAGCAGCGAGGACAUUGACAGCCGGCAAUUGAAGAACGUCAGUGCAAUAAAGUGCAUAGACUUGGAGCACGAGAUCGAUUGGCUCAGGACAAUUGUGAUGCAGCAAAAGUACCCGGUUACGUUCUGCCACAAUGACAUGCAAGAGGGAAAUAUACUCCUAAUGCAAAAUACGCGAAACCCCAAGCUGGUACUCAUUGACUUCGAGUACUGUUCCUACAACUACCGAGGAUUCGAUGUCGCCAAUCACUUCGCCGAAUGGCAAUACGACUACACAGCGCCAGAAUAUCCUUUCUUUCACGAACGUCCGGCCGCUGGCCCCACGAAGGAGCAAAAGCUCAACUUCAUAAGAGCCUACCUAAGAACAUUGGGCAAAGAAGGAUCUCUGGAGGAGGAGCGUAUUAUGAUGGAAGUGAGGAUAUUUUCGCUAGCUAGUCACUUAUUCUGGGGUCUCUGGAGCGUCGUAAACGCGAAACUUUCACAGAUUCCGUUUGGCUACUGGGAUUACGCUGCCUCCAGAUUGAAGAAUUAUCUGUAUCUGAAGGAGAAGUUUCUUACCUCUGGACUGCCAUCCCCGGAUGGCAGCCUGAAGAGAAAAACCAUGGAUAUAGACUGAAAGAACGAAGUUUGAACAGAGACGGGGAAGACGCAUUCGCAAAUUCAUAUAACAUUUCGCUACGUAGAGUAGCCAGCUUUGGUCCAUCGAUCCUAACUGAUGGCAUUAACGAGCUCCGGUGAACAGCGAACAAACUCUUAACGGAGUAGGCAGAGUAGUCAUUAUUUUGUAAAUAAUGACGCGAAAUAGCGUAGGGCCCGCUGCUUUCUAACUGAUGCGCGAUAGGUGUAUCGUUCGUAAGCGAUAACACACUGCAAGCGAGAAGAGCGGAUCGAGAGUAAAUGGGAAAGUCAAUCAUGUGAUAUAGAAUAAGAUGAUAUAGAAUCGUGUACUUAAACGUAAAUCGAUCUUCGUUUAGUACUUUUAAUCGCGUUCGCAAUUAAUUUCUAAAAACAUUCAAAAGCAGUACUUAAGUGUACUUAAUUAAUUUUUAUUCAAAAAACUUUUAAAAAAAUGAUGACGAGAUUUUAGACAGUACUUAAGUGUACUUAAUUAAUUUUUAUUCAAAAAACUUUUAAAUAAAUGAUGAGAUUUUAGACACUUCGUUCUUUUUUAAUAAGGGAUUGAAGUUGAACAAAAAAAAAUCUGAGAAAGAGCUUCCGAGUGUACAGAAUCAUAUGCUCAAAUUGUGAAAGAGUUCGUAAUUUCCGAGGACAUUGUACAUUUAAUCUCUCUUUUUAGCUUUUAUAUAUAUAUAUAUAUAUAUAUUUAUUAUAAGAUUGCCCCCCCCCCCCUAAAUCGUUGCCAAUUGUAUUUUAAAUCCAAUUCACGUGCUUGAUUGUUUACUUGUUACAUGGUUGUAAUACGUAAUACGUUAAUUGUAAAUAAGACUAGUGAUAUUUGCUAUAACAUGCUAUUUUUACUUAAAAUUGUAUAACUCAUGUACUGUAAUUUAAGUAUAAGUACUUAAUAUUGAGUAUGAGUACUUAAUAUUAUACAAAAGAGGACAGCAUUUAGCAUUCAUUACUGAUAUUUACCAACAUAAAGUGCACCGACAUCUAUAAAAAUGUAUUUUCACGAGUUUCCAAAUAAAACAUUUACUUCUUGUU